CCUCCCGCAGGAGCCGGGCACAGCCUGCUCGGUUCUCAAGCUGCCGCACACGGCAGCCGCCUGAAGUCACCUCCAGGUCUCCCGGAGGAGCAGACAAACCUGCGCUGCGGCGGAUCCCUGCUCCACCUCGUUUCCCUGCACCUGCGGCAGGAGAGGGGCUGGCGCAGGCGGCAGCGGCAGCAGCGGCCCCGGCUGCCAUCGCCAGGCGUGGGACCGGGAGGGAGCGCGGCAGCAGAGCAUCCCCCCGGGAGGCACGUAUUCCUCAGCAGCUCCCCAGCAUCCUGCCGGCGAAGAUGCGCUGCUGCCGCAUCUGACGCACCUCUCCCAUGAGAGCUUCUGGUAGUUCGAAGGCAAUAAAACAAGCGAGAGCCCAUGAGAACAUCAUACAGGGAGCUGGGUAUAUAAAAGGCCAUUUGAAUCUGUUAUGGACAGAGAGCCUUUUGGGCAGAGGGACUGUUGUUUUUGCUUCUCAAUUUGCAGUGAUAAAGGGAGCCAGCAAGGAGUAUUGUAUCCCUGAGGAUUCUUCAGUGGCCUUUUUGGUAUUGUUCUUCUCUUUCCCCUUGCACACUGCAAAGCACUGACCUUUUCCUGUGGAACUGGAGUCUCUGCCACUCAAGCCCCUGUUCCAGCUGGGAGGAAGAGGUCUUUCUCCCCCUCCGUCUGUGCAGGCACUUCUGUUUGAAUGGAAGAUAGAUCUUUUUGCUGAAACUCUUUUGUUGUGACAUUGCAUAAUAGACAGUUGUCUCGCCGCAGGAAAUAAAAGAAAUGAAAGGAAAUAGAGAGACGGAAGGAAACUGUUCCCCAAAGCAAAAUUGAAGCAGGGAAGAGAACAUUAAAAUCACUUCAAGCCCUACCCAAGAUCUAGAAGACCACAAAUCUCCUAGCUCCAGAGGAAAAUAUACUAUUGUAAAAACUCCUCAGCAGUCACUAACGAUGAGCAGUCGUGGUGUUUUGUCUGGAUGCAGCUGGUAAAGGAAAGCUUUGGAGGGACGUGUGGGCUCUGGCCUGUAUGAUGCCUGAAGACAGAAAUGCUGGAGUUCGCAGCCCAGGUGCCUUAGCAGCAGCUCCUUUUAUUCCUAAAACUACUUAUAGGAGAAUUAAGCGGUGUUUUAGUUUCCGUAAAGGUAUUUUUGGCCAGAAGCUGGAAGAUACUGUCCGAUACGAAAAGCGCUAUGGGAACCGCCUGGCUCCGAUGUUGGUGGAACAGUGCGUGGAUUUUAUCCGACAGCGGGGGCUGAAGGAAGAAGGCCUUUUUCGACUGCCUGGGCAGGCUAAUCUUGUCAAGGAGUUACAGGAUGCAUUUGACUGUGGAGAGAAGCCUUCUUUUGACAGCAAUACAGAUGUGCACACGGUGGCAUCGCUGCUUAAGCUGUACCUAAGGGAACUCCCUGAACCAGUCAUACCAUAUGCAAAAUAUGAAGAUUUUCUUUCCUGUGCCAAAAUGCUCAGCAAGGAUGAGGAAAUGGGCCUGAUAGAACUGGUGAAACAAGUGAAGAGCCUGCCAGCUGUCAAUUAUAAUCUGCUGAAAUAUAUCUGUAGAUUCCUUGAUGAAGUCCAGUCUUACUCAGGCAUAAACAAAAUGAGCGUGCAAAAUCUGGCUACAGUUUUUGGUCCCAACAUCCUUCGCCCCAAAGUGGAAGAUCCUCUGACUAUCAUGGAAGGUACAGUAGUAGUCCAGCAGCUAAUGUCAGUCAUGAUUAGCAAACAUGAAGAGCUGUUUCCCAAGGAUGCAGACCCUCAGAUGGGACCCGAGGUAUGCAAUAACAACAAUGAAUUGCCAAAGAAAGCAAUUGCAGGACAGCUGCAGAACAAAGAGAACAACAACACCAAGGAGACAGCUGUGAGGCGCUGCUCUUGGGACAAACCCGAGUCUCCCCAAAAGGGAAGCAUGGACAAUGAGUCUCCAACUGCUCUGCCAGGCAGCAAGACAAGCAGCCCCAGGAACAGCAUCCAGAAACUAGAUGUCACCAGAAGCCCACCACUCAUGGUGAAAAAAAAUCCUGCUUUUAAUAAAGGCAGUGGCAUUGUCACCAAUGGGUCCUUCAGCAGCUCUGUAGAAGGCCCUGAGAAGAGCCAGACCUUACCAAACUGUACCCUGCAAGCCAGGAGAACAUCAUCCCUGAAAGCACCGGUGACUAAGAUGGGCACACACAGUGUGCAGAAUGGGGGUGUGCGGAUGGGUGUUUCCAGCACAGACGGGCACAGCAACACCCUCAACAGUCGGACCCCAGGCUGGGUGCCCAAUGGCUACGUCACACUGAGGGACAACAAGCAGAAGGAAUCGGUGAGUGAGUCAGGCCAGCACAACCGGCUUUCCACCUAUGACAAUGUCCACCAGCAGUUCUCUAUGGUGAACUCUGAUGACAAACAGAGCGUGGACAGUGCCACCUGGUCAACAUCCUCUUGUGAAAUAUCCCUCCCUGAGCACUCCAACUCCUGUCGUUCAUCCACCACCACCUGCCCUGAACAGGACUUUUAUGCAGGUAACUUUGAAGACUCUGUGCUGGAUGGACCACCACAUGAAGACCUCUCUAAUCCGGGUGACUAUGAGAACAAAAGUGACAGGAGGAGUGUGGGGGGCCACAGCAGCCGAGCUACCAGCAGCAGCGAUAACAGUGAAACAUUUGUGGCCAACAAUACUAACAAUCACAGUGCUUUGCACAGCCUGGUGUCCAGCUUGAAGCAAGAGAUGGCCAAGCAAAAACUAGAAUAUGAAACAAGGAUAAAAAGCUUGGAGCAGAGAAAUCUCACCCUGGAGACGGAAAUGAUGGCCCUGCAUGAAGAACUGGAUCAAGAGCGGAAGAAGUUCACAAUGGUAGAAAUCAAAAUGCGCAAUGCAGAACGAGCCAAGGAAGAUGCAGAGAAGAGAAAUGAUAUGUUGCAGAAGGAAAUGGAGCAGUUUUUCUCCACUUUUGGAGAACUGACAGUGGAGUCUCGCAGACCAGAAAGAGGCAACACCAUCUGGAUCCAGUGAGCAUUGGAAGUGUUGACUGUGGGACUUUGGGGAAGGGCUUGGGGGUAUUAUACUGUAUCAGGUGGCUGGUCACCUGUCUGAGGCUAGUACUCAACAUAAUGUUAUAAACCCUUGAAGGAAGAAAUCAUACAGACAUUAACCACUCAUAUCUACAGUGUGUACUUUAUCAAGUUAUACUCUUCGAAUGCUUCAUGAGACUACUGUCAAGUGUUAAACUGGAUAUGUGUAUAUAAAUUUAAAAAAAAAUCACCUUAGAGAGCAAGAAAUAUUUUAAUGCAAGUCUUGUAUUUAAACUGGUAAAUUGAAAUGUUGUUGCAAUCAAGCUUUAUAUCAAGGCUUUUCUCCCUUGCACUUAACAUAUAAGCUAUUUUUGGCAUUGUGUUACCAUCAGCUUAUUUUGUAUAUCAAAUGUUUUUUGGUUUUGGUUUUUUUUUUGUUACCCCUCUUGCUGGGGAGUGGAGAUAAACAGAUAUGUUACAGUAUAUGUGCCAGUGGUUAAACCUGGUUCGCGUCGCUUCUAAAAAGACAGUAGGAUGAGAAACAGCAGCACACUAUGGGCAAAACAAAGCAGUAUUAACACAAUUGGUGUCCAGGGCAGAAAGUACCAGGGCAGCCGUAUCAUAAAAACUAAACAAGAAUAUCAAGUCAACAAAAUUGCAGGCAAUGGCGAAAGUGUAAACAGCUGCUUGUUUGGGAGCAAAUGUGGAUGGCAGAGCAAGAAUCUGGGGGAGAGAGGAAAGGGGAACUUUAGGGGAAGUCAAACACAUGACCAGAGCUUUUUGGGGUACCCUAAAGAAGCCUUGUGCCUGAUCACUGCAGCCCAGAGCAGGAAUAUAAACCAGUUGUUCUGACCAUAUUUGCAUCUGACUUACCUCUGUACUCUGCUUGAAAGUGAAUCCUUUGUAUAAUGCUGGUGAAGGGGCACACAGUGGGCAUGAACUGGGCAUCGUGAUGGGUGCUGAAAAAAAUAACAAAAUAAUUAUGUCCAGAGUAGAAAUUACUGGAGCAACUGUGCAACAAACAGCAAACAAGGAAGAAAGCGCACUAACACAUUCACUACCCGUAUUUGCAGUGUGUAUUAGCAAGUUAUCAUACCGUCUGAAUACCUCAUGAGAUUACUAUCAAGUGAUACAACUGUGAAAGUUUCCAGGCUGUCAGCAUCACCAAGGGAAGACCUGGAGGGGAUAGCCUGGAGCCUAACAGCAUGCAGAGUGCCACUGAAAAAGAAACAGUAAAGCCGUGCUACAAAUCAA
Strigops habroptila (Kakapo) is the source of this 4227-nucleotide messenger RNA. RefSeq names its product Rho GTPase activating protein 24 (gene ARHGAP24). Gene Ontology annotation, biological process: negative regulation of ruffle assembly; activation of GTPase activity; signal transduction. Bases 1010 to 2974 code for a protein of 654 amino acids. The transcript has 7 exons. Lineage: Eukaryota; Metazoa; Chordata; Aves; Psittaciformes; Psittacidae. Gene Ontology annotation, molecular function: GTPase activator activity. Gene Ontology annotation, cellular component: focal adhesion. The record is from RefSeq and is a predicted model, not a curated record.